Molecule: messenger RNA, 638 nt
Organism: Xenopus tropicalis (tropical clawed frog)
Lineage: Eukaryota; Metazoa; Chordata; Amphibia; Anura; Pipidae
Gene: mrpl55
Product: mitochondrial ribosomal protein L55
Exons: 4
Coding region: 180-584 (134 amino acids)
Cellular component (GO): mitochondrial large ribosomal subunit
Molecular function (GO): structural constituent of ribosome
Source: RefSeq, a predicted model, not a curated record
CUCAGCUCCUCCCCCUUCCCACCCAUGUGAUCGUGACAUCAGUGCCGAGCUAGUCCGGUAUUACUAUAGAACCCUGCCGGUCCCGCCCCCCGCUCAUGGACUAAGGAUAUUCGCUUGUGGUGACGGUUCGACGGUGGUUGCGCUGUUUCAUGGUUAAACCUGUGACUCUUUAGCUGCCAAUGGCGUCAGUAGGAAGACUUGGGGUGACCCUGCACUCGGCCAUCAGCCUCUUGCAGCCUGCGGCAUGUAGAACGUUCCUCCCCGCUGCUUGCCGGUUGCACAGCUCCCCCUGGCUGCAUGACUCCAACAGAACCUCCAUAGUGCGCUGCGGCAGGAAGACCCUCAUACGUCAGUAUCCCGUGUUACUGGUCCAACCCGAUGGCUCUACCGUUACCAUCCAGUACAAGGAGCCCCGCAGGAUCCUUACGAUGCCGGUAGAUAUCAGCACCCUCUCUGAGGAGGACAGGAAGGCGCGGCUACGCAAGCGGGACCAGUCCAAGAGGGUUACAGCCAAGCAAGACAAAGAGGAAUUUGACGACGGCUUUAGCGUAGACCAAUACAGUAAAUUUUGGAAGAAAAAAUAAAUAUUUUUUUGUUAUUAAAUAUUAAGACAGUAAUAAAUAUAUUCCCUAACCCUA